CGGAACUACGAGGUUGAACAAGACCGCAGCACCUACAGACGGUCAACUGCUUGAGCUGGAGCGAUGCCAGCUUGCUGUUCGUGGGCAUGAUGGCAUCCGUUUUAGCACUGACAUGCAGAAGAGCGAUCUCAACAUGAUCCUUUGGAAGUAUUUCGAGCGGCCUAUGACCUGGAUCAAGGACAAUUGGGUGCCCUCUGAGGGUGAUCCAUACGGCGACUAUCCGUGGUUCUUGCUCAAUAAGACUCGGAACACCCUGAGUGUUGCUGAGUCACCGGGCUAUCUCGCAGAUGGUCAAUCACUCAAAGAACAAGCGAAGGCAUACGGACAUGACAAUACACUUUCCAAUAUGACAGUGUUGUUUGUGUCGCGCAUCAGGAUUCCGCAGUCAGUCUACUCCACAUGGAGCGCUCUUCCGAACGCUCUGCUGUUGUCAGAUGCAGAGGAUGAUCAGACGGACUCGAGCUCAGAUAUCAAUGGCUCACCUCAGCCAUACCGUCGGUCAUUGCGCCUUCAAUCCCAGCAGUCAAAGCUUCGGAAGCCAGCGCACAAACGGGCGCGUAUAGACUCGGAUCCGGAUGAGGAGACGGAGGUAGAGGAGGUGGUGGAACAAGUACAGAUGUCACUGAAAGCGAAGGGAAAGCAGAAGGCAAACCCCGAGAAAGCCUCAGAUUCCGAAGAUGGAGGUGGUCCCUCGACGCUGAAGCUCACUCGUACCUUGGAAAGCAUUGAUCUCUCUCGAGAUGAAGAGAUUGUUGAUGCACCGACUACGGGCAACGACACAGACGGCUCUCCAGUUGCAAUCUCAGAUGAUGACGACGAUGACCGUGCGAUUGAGAGAGGUCUUCUUGACUUCUUUUCGCGCUCGCGCUCGCGCUCGAUGCCUCGUGCUUCACAGUCCCUUCCUACUCCUUCCAACACUGAUACUGCUGCACCUUCUUCUUCCAAUAUGGCCUCAUGUUCAGUACUGCUGGCAACUGCUACAUCAACGUCGACACUGCCAGUUCCUGAUGCUCCAUCUCAGGAUGUAGGACUCGGAGCUCGUGCAAGGCGCCGAGCGAAUCGUCCAUCAAUUCCAAGACCAAAGAAGAGUCUUUGGUAGAGCAUGCACGUACGUACCAGUACCAUGUACCUUGGUCAUGUACUAUCACUUACUAGUACGUGCUUGCCACGUAGUAGUGUCAUCGUA
Molecule: messenger RNA, 1186 nt
Organism: Fomitopsis serialis
Lineage: Eukaryota; Fungi; Basidiomycota; Agaricomycetes; Polyporales; Fomitopsidaceae
Exons: 6
Coding region: 113-1099 (328 amino acids)
Source: RefSeq, a predicted model, not a curated record